Messenger RNA from Gigantopelta aegis, 1658 nucleotides. RefSeq names its product myomodulin neuropeptides-like. The record is from RefSeq and is a predicted model, not a curated record. Gene Ontology annotation, biological process: neuropeptide signaling pathway. Bases 116 to 841 code for a protein of 241 amino acids. The transcript is spliced from 3 exons. Lineage: Eukaryota; Metazoa; Mollusca; Gastropoda; Neomphalida; Peltospiridae.
AAGGGUGCAUGUUUCUCCCUCCGCAUAAAUUAUCGCCAGCAUAUAUAGUACCGAAAGAGAUUGCCGUAGCACUAAUUAAUCGGGGACAUACGCGACAAGAAAAGCAGACACCAACAUGCAAAGAAUGGUUCCACGUAUGUUCUCGCUUGCACUGUUCACACUUCUAAGCGUUAGUCUGUUGGAUCACCUAAGUUGCGGAUCCCCACUUGAGUCACUAGAAAGCUGUCCUGGAGGUCUCUGUGACAAAGACGCUCUCCUGGGGGUAGAGAAGAACCUGGCGGACGAUGACAACUUUUCAGACGACCUCUCGGGCGGCGUCGACAAACGACUUAGUAAGUUUGUGAGGAUCGGCAAAGCUUUGAGUCAUUUCGUAAGAAUAGGCAAGUCCACCGACGACGAUAACGAAGGGUUAGAUUCUGACCUCAUCGAGGAUGACGCCGACGAGAAGCGAGCGACCAACCACUUCCUGAGGAUAGGCAAAUCACCGAAUCAUUUCUUGAGGAUAGGCAAAUCGCCAAAUCGAUUCAUGAGAAUAGGCAAAGGCGUCAGUAGGUUCCUUCGCAUCGGCAAGAGUGACGAGGAUGACAAGAGAUCGGCCAGCAAGUUCUUGAGGAUAGGCAAAUCAGACAGUGACUUUGAUGACUUGCAAAAGAGAAGAAACGCUUUCAUCCGCAUCGGAAAGAUCCCGUCCUCGGCUUUCGUGCGCAUCGGUCGAGAGCCACUGUAUGCGGAAAUGAUGAAGAAACCCAGCAGUAACUUCUUGAGGAUUGGGCGAGGCCAGUCUUCCUUUAUUCGCAUUGGCAAGCGAAGUGUUGGGCUGUCCAACAACAUCGCCGUCUAAUAUUUGCGUCUGAAUAUAGGAAGAACCCGUCCUCAGGUAGAGCACAGAUGGUCCAAACUCAUUCAGUAUAGAAGAAACGUCGGAGAUCUGUUGAUAUGCAGCUCGAUAUACUACUAGUUACUUCACUUCAAACUGCAGUGUGCAAGACAAGCCUAGCACAAACAAACCCACUUCCACCCAUCACUCACGUGUAGAACACAUUAAUAUGUGAAAUUAUGUUUAAACUAAGAAGGUACAAUUUUCUUUUCAUUCAACCAUGGAUGUUGGACAAAUUGUGGAUUUUGUUUUGCAAUACAAAUAAUAACCCCUAAAUAAAAUAAAAUAAUUUAGUUUUUCAUCUUAAUGCCAGCAAAAUUUACUAUGGACUAACCAAUCAAACAGAACAAGUAUUGAAAUAAUGCUAAUGACUGCGAUACUGACAUCAACAAGACUUAUAGACUACCCGUGGAAAACCGCCUAGUACAGUCGAACCUGAUACAAAUACCACUCUCUACAACAACAACGUGUCCAUUAAGGGCAUCUCUAUAAACCUGUAGUUUAAAUUCCCAUGUUGUUAAAUGGCACUAUCUGCCAAUAAAUGACACCUGAAAAUAUUCCGUUCUGCAUUAACCUGCAUGUAUUCCAACCUAUAUAACAAGGAAACCUGAUCGACUGUAAUCAUAAUCAAUAUUUGAAAAUAAGGUCAUUCAGUGCCCAUCCCUGUGCAUGGAAUUGUGGGACAUUCGUUCAGAUGUGACGUCAUCAAUAAAGCAAUAGCAAUGGAGCGACUAUGUUGUUAUAUAGCUGGUUGUUGUAAAAUAAAUAUUUUUAAAUAUAA